AUGGCGACCAGUACAGCCACAACCGCAACAACAACGAUCCUACCAAGCCCAACCAGCACCAGCGGGUGCACACUCAACACCUGCGCGAUCGACUCGUCUUUUUACAUGUACCAGAUCGACCUUGCCCCAAACAUCACCUUCCUCGCCCUGUUCUCUACGUUCCUGUUAUGCUUCACCCUUACCUAUCUCGUCACCGGACGGUGGCCCAGCUUCUGGAUCGCCAUGUCAUUGGGCCUCAUUUCCGAAAUAGCAGGGUACAUCGGCCGCAUCCUCUCGUAUGGCGACCAGUGGGCCGAGACCGGCUUCCUCAUGCAGAUCAUCUGCCUUACAAUCGCGCCUGCAUUCCUCACUGCGGGCAUAUACCUCUGCCUCUCUCGCAUUGUCAAUGCCUUUGGCCCGGAGCACUCCAGAAUACCGGCGGCUUGGUACCCAAGGAUUUUCAUUCCUUGUGACAUAAUCGCAUUGAUCCUUCAAGCUGCUGGUGGCGCCAUGGCCGCUAUCGCGCUGUCAAAUGCCACAAGUUUGGACACAGGCGAUAACGUCAUGAUUGCUGGACUGGUGUUUCAAGUCUUUACGCUUUUGGUCUUCAUCGGCAUCUGCGUUGACUUUGGUAUCGCAGUCCGCCGCAGGCGGGUCCGGGACAGGAAAGACAAGAAGGCUGGCUCAACAACGGCCAGGCUCCCGUGGCAGCUGAAGGGGUUCCUCGUCUGUCUGGGAGUGGCGACCAUUGCCAUAUUCUGGCGGUGUUGUUAUCGUGUUGCAGAACUGAAUGGAGGAUGGACUGGUCCUAUCAUUUACCACCAGGACUACUUCGUAUGGUUCGAGGGUUUUCUGAUUACUCUCGCGGUCGCGGUGCUUGUACUCUUCCACCCGGCAUUGUGUCUGCGAGAGCCCCCGGAGCCGGCCAAGGGGUUUGACUAUACGGUUGUCGAACAAGGAUCGUGAGGAAGUCUGACAGGGCAUUGUGAGUUCCCAAGCUGUAUGGUAAGACUGAUAUUGUGGAAGUCAUCGGAUAGAAUUUGUAGGCCUUCUUUUUGUGACCAGGAAC
Exophiala viscosa is the source of this 1048-nucleotide messenger RNA. RefSeq names its product putative sphingoid long-chain base transporter RSB1. The record is from RefSeq and is a predicted model, not a curated record. The transcript is spliced from 2 exons. NCBI's taxonomy places the organism in Eukaryota, Fungi, Ascomycota, Eurotiomycetes, Chaetothyriales, Herpotrichiellaceae. Gene Ontology annotation, cellular component: fungal-type vacuole; plasma membrane. The coding region runs from base 1 to 945 and encodes 314 amino acids.